GCUGUAAGAAAAAAAUCAACAUUACCAGCAAAAGAAAAAAUGAAUCAUUUAUGGAAGAGAAAAAACCAAACCUCUGAUUAGAGAGUAGACUGCAGCUCUUUCCAUUAUGACCUCUUCAGCUGAGGAAGCUUCUUACCCCUAGCGUAGAACCCACCUGCAGUAACAGCAGAGAUUCUUGAAGUAUUCAGUGUGGCAAGGCAGUGGCUAUUUCCUCUUGCCUUCAUGUUGAAUUCCAGAUGUGUCCUGUGACAACUUUUACCUUGAAUGGAAGUUGGACUUGCCUAUUGAAAAUGAGACACUUCCAAUUGAACUUGCUUCUCAUCUGUAUGGCAACCACCACUGCAAUUCCUGUUCUGCCAUGGAAGGUCAAAUGUCCAUUGCAAUGUGUCUGCCAGAUCAGACCAUGGUAUACCCCUAGGUCUGUGUACAGGGAGGCAGCCACAGUUGACUGCAAUGAUUUGUUUAUCUCCACAGUGCCUGAAAGAUUGCCAGAGGGGACACAGAUCCUUCUCUUGCAAAGCAACAAUAUUGUCAGGGUCGAGCAGAGUGAACUGGACUAUCUGAAAAACCUGACAGAGCUAGAUUUAUCACAGAACAGCUUCUCAGACAUUUGGGACUUUGGCUUGAAGAAUAUGCCUCAAUUGCUGAGUCUUCACUUGGAAGAAAAUCAGCUGGCUGAACUUCCUGAUAAGAGCUUCUCAAGCCUGGCUAAUCUUCAGGAACUUUAUCUUAAUCACAAUCAGAUACGCAGGAUCUCACCCCAAGCCUUCCUAGGCCUUGGAAAUCUCCUUCGACUCCACCUCAACUCCAACUUCUUGAGGACAAUUGACAGCCGCUGGUUCCAAGUACUACCUAGUCUAGAGAUCCUCAUGAUUGGUGGUAACAAAGUAGAUGCCAUUCUGGACAUGAACUUCAGGUCUUUAUCCAACUUGAGAAGUUUGGUUCUGGCUGGAAUGAACCUGAGAGAGAUUUCAGAUUAUGCUCUAGUAGGCUUGAAAAGUCUGGAGAGUCUGUCUUUCUAUGAUAACAAGCUGGUCAGUGUCCCCAAGCGAGCGCUGCAGCAAGUUCCUGGACUUAAAUUCUUGGAUCUGAACAAAAAUCCACUUCAGAGGAUUAAACAGAGUGAUUUCACAAACAUGCUACACCUCAAGGAAUUGGGACUCAACAAUAUGGAAGAGCUGGUUUCUAUUGACAAGUUUGCCUUGAUCAACUUGCCUGAACUAACGAAAUUGGAUGUGACCAACAACCCUAAACUAUCGUAUAUCCAUCCUAGUGCAUUCCACCACCUCCCCCAGAUGGAGACUCUCAUGCUCAACAACAAUGCUCUAAGUGCUUUGCAUAAGCAAACACUGGAGUCCCUCCCCAGUCUGCAGGAGAUAAGCAUCCACAGCAAUCCCAUCCACUGUGAUUGUGUCAUCCGCUGGGUCAAUAGUACUGAGAACCAUAUACGCUUCAUUGAGCCUCAAUCCACAUUAUGUGCUGAGCCUCCAGACCUAAAGAGAAAGCACAUCCGUGAUGUCCCCUUCAGAGAAAUGACUGAUAGAUGCCUACCCCUCAUCUCUGACAAAAGCUUCCCUUCUCAUCUAGAGGUGGUAGAUGGUGAAGACAUCUCUCUUCAUUGCAGGGCUUUAGCAGAACCAGAACCAGAGAUCUACUGGGUCACACCAUCAGGCCUUAAGCUACUGCCAUACUCGGAAGAUGGAAAGUAUAAAGUGGACUCUGAAGGGACAAUGGAGAUCCGCAAGGUCACAGUACAAGAGGCAGGCCUCUAUACAUGCAUGGCUCAAAAUCUCAUAGGUGCUGACACUAGAAGUAUCAGCCUGAUAGUCAACAGUUCUUUUCCCUUUAGUGAAGACAUGCUAGAGCUGAUAAUUGAGGAAGUUCAGACCUACAAUAUCCUGGUUGCCUGGAAACCUCAUCUCAAUACAAUUUCAUCUAAUGUCACUUGGUCCAGUUUCAACCCCAGCUUGGACUUAACAAAUAUAGCCCGUAUUCCAACAGGUACCCAUGCGUAUAACAUCACAAGACUACACCACAAUACAGAAUACUGGGCCUGUCUUCAUAUAGCAUUUGCAAAUUUGCAGACCAAGGUUGCCUGUGUCAAUGCCAGGACUAAAGAGGCUCAAUACCAAUACUUGGAAAGCAGGCAGUGUGCCCUGAUGGUGUUGUUCCUCUGCAUACUGAUGCUGUCUAUAAGCCUCAUAGGCAACUAUGGUUUAAGUUCUUUCACAUUGCAAGAUAGGAGCCAGGGAGCCUGCAUGCCAUGGAAAACAGCCUCAUCUUCAGUUCAUGUAGUAUAUCCAACUUUCAUCAAACAGUGGGAUCAAGGGAGAAAGGGUGAGACACUCCUGGCCAUGGAGGUACAAGCAACAUCACUGGACUCCUGAAGACUGUGGGGAGGUUUUCUCUGCAAGAAGGAUGAAUUCAUACAUCUGUUGAAUUUCUUUAAAAAUUACCAAAUACAGAUGAAAGGGGGGAGAUGCUGAAGUAUGAAAACCAUAAAUAUGGAGGAUGGGUAGGAAAAGUGUGUUCCUUUUCCACCCAAAUCACGAGUUUGCUUGGCCAAACAUGUUAUCUUUUAAUCCAAGACAGACAAUCCAUUUUUAUUGAAAGAGAAGUUGCUGAAAAGACAGGCAAUAUCCAGAGCAGACAUCCUGAGUUGGAAAGCAUCAAGCUCGAAAUCCCAAAACAUCUCGGCCUCUUCCAGGCAACUAUGAAUCCUCUGGCAGCCUGUUACUGAUAUACUUUGUGUUCAACACAUUUCUGCUCCCUUGGAAGUACCAAAAGGCCUCUUCCUUUGGGGAUACCUUUCUGAGUGGGUGGAUGUAUAUCACCAUGGAGAAUCUUGACCAGAUCCAACCAGUCUCUUGUAACCUGAAGAGUUUGCCUCCUGCAGUGCUUUCCCAAGGAAGUGAAUUUGAAGAGAGGCAACCUUCUCAUGCUAGAGAAUCAGGAAAAACUAUUA
Molecule: messenger RNA, 2965 nt
Organism: Python bivittatus (Burmese python)
Lineage: Eukaryota; Metazoa; Chordata; Lepidosauria; Squamata; Pythonidae
Source: RefSeq, a predicted model, not a curated record